AUGUUUCCACUAAGGCUGCUGCUGUGCUUAGCAGCAUGCGUUGGUGGAGCUGCAUCAACCGGUGGUGGUCAACGUUCACAACCGGUAGAUGAUACGGCUGGAAAAAGUUCGCUAACAUUCGUUUUCGAUAUUACUGGAUCAAUGUUCGAUGAUCUUGUACAAGUACGAGAAGGUGCAAGGAAAAUCUUCCAGACAGUAAUGCAACAACGAGAGAAACUUAUUUACAACUACAUUAUGGUACCUUUUCAUGAUCCAUAUUUGGGCGAAAUCAUCAACACUACUGAUGCUGCCUAUUUUAUGCGUCAAUUAGGAAAGGUAUACGUACAUGGUGGUGGUGAUUGUCCAGAAAAAACUCUCACCGGUAUCCAAAAAGCGCUGGAGAUCUCACUACCUUCAUCAUUCAUCUACGUCUUCACUGAUGCACGAUCCAAGGAUUACGAUCUCGAGGAUACCGUAUUGAACAUGAUCCAGGAAAAACAGAGUUCUGUAGUAUUUGUGAUGACUGGUGAUUGUGGAAAUAGGACUCAUCCAGGAUUUCGUGUAUAUGAAAAAAUUGCAGCAGCAUCAUUUGGGCAGGUGUUUCAUCUAGAAAAGAGUGAUGUUUCAACCGUGCUCGAGUACGUACGACAUGCUGUAAAACAGAAAAAGGUGCACGUGCUAUACGAGGUUCGUGAACGAGGUGGAACAGUGGUGCGAAAUGUGCCAGUUGAUGAACACAUGACUGAACUAACGUUAUCAUUGUCUGGUGAUAAGGAUGAUGAGGAAGUUCUGGAUAUCACACUUAAGGAUCCAACAGGAAGACCUGUUGACAAAAAUGUCUACAGUAAGGAAGGAGGUACAAUUGAUCUGAAAAAUGUGAAAUUAAUUCGUCUCAAAGAUCCACAACCUGGAAAUUGGCAGGUGAUCACGAAUUCUCGUCUGAAGCAUACGAUUCGAAUUUUUGGUCAUGGUACUAUUGAUUUUAAAUACGGAUUUGCAACAAGACCUCUGGAUCGGAUUGAAUUGGCACGUCCUAGGCCAGUUUCCAAUCAGAACACCUAUUUACUUGUAAAUAUGACAGGCUUAAUACCACCCGGAACGACCAGUGAAAUUUCGCUUCUGGACUACUUUGGUAACACACUUUACACAAAUGCUGCUUCACCACAUAGAAAUAAUCCUUCGAUGUAUUUUGUUGGUCCUUUUAUUCCACCUAAGGGUCUCUUUUUCGUACGAGUUAAAGGUGUUGAUGAGGAUGAUUAUGAAUUUCAACGUAUUGCUCCCACCGCUAUUGGAAGUGUUAAUGUUGGAGGACCACGUGCUUAUAUGAGUCCCACAACGACAGCAUUUGCUACAACGGACGCUAAUCUUACUUGUACCAUCGAAAGUGCAUCUCCGUUUACAUUGUAUUGGAUGAAAGGUAGCGAACGUAUUGGAGGACCAUUAUUUUACCAGAUGACUGACACUGCGAUUUGGACUUUGCCGGAAGUAACGUUGAGAGAUCGUGGAGAAUAUUUUUGUGUUGUUGUCAGCGAAAAUGGAAAUCAUACUGUGAAGACAUUCUUGGACACUCGAGAAUCACCUCCUCUGAUUACUGGACUCACGAAUACCUCUACACCGUUAGGUCAUCCAGCGUUUCUUCAUUGUCAGACUCAAUCAUCCAGUAAAGUAGAAAUCAGAUGGUUACGUUAUGGAGUGACUGUUUUAAACAGUGUGAAUACUAUGGUAUAUCCAAAUGGUACACUUCGAAUCCAUCAAACAUCUCGUGCUGAUGCCGGUGCAUACGAGUGUCAGGCUCGAAAUACUGGAGGAAUGACAAGUCAGAGUACAGUACUCAAGGUCCUUGAGCUACCCAAAGCAGCUGUAUCACCAACAACACUCUACUUUGUCCCACGAACAACAUUUAAUAUCUCCUGUUAUGUUGACGGUGAUCCGAAACCGCAACCACAUUGGUUCUACAACGGUCGACGAAUUCAUCCGGAUCAUAAAUACUAUAUAACGUUUAAAAAUGAUUUGAUCGUUCGUGAUCCAUCACCAAGAGAUGUUGGUGUCUAUGAAUGUCGUGCUGUUUCGGCAGCUGGAACUCAUGCCGAUUCCGCUACCGUCUACGUAGCAGUUGCUCCACGUGUUGAGCUGAAACAAAGCAAAACAAUGAUCGGAAGAGGAGACAGCAUAUCUUUUGAUUGCAUUGUCCUCGAAGGAACACCACCACCAAAAAUUCAAUGGUUCAGAAAUGGAAGAGAGUUAUUACAGAAUAGUAAUGAGUAUAUGACUGUCAAUGGAGCUCAUCUAAGUAUAGCCGGUGCUCAGGAUACAGAUGCUGGAUCUUAUUCAUGUGUUGCCGAAAAUAUUGCUGGAAGAGAUAUUGGAGUUGUGAAAGUUGCUGUAGGAAGUAUGCCUUCGAUUGUUCCAUCACCGGAAACUGUACGAGUGAACAUUGAGAGACAAGCUACUCUUCAAUGCAGAGCGGUUGGUCAUCCACCGCCAACGAUCAGUUGGCAACGUGACGGGGUCCCACUCGAAUCUAUUGACCAUUCACGAUAUACUAUAUUACCUGAUGGAAAUCUACUAAUUACUAAUGCUCAACUCGAGGAUCAAACACGUUUCACUUGUAUAGCAAAGAACGAAUACGGUCAACAAUCAAAAACGACUAUGGUGAUGAUUAUAGGACUGGUAUCCCCCGUAUUGGGUCACGUCCCACCUGAGGAACAACUAAUUGAGGGCGAGGAUCUACGUCUUUCUUGUGUUGUUGUACUUGGAACACCGAAACCUGAUAUUAAAUGGUUCAAGGAUGGGGUACCGGUUGAACCCAGCUCAUCACUCAUUAUCGAAGGCGGUGGUUCAUCACUUCUUCUUCGUAACGGAAAUCCAGCAGAUGAAGGACGUUACACGUGUGCAGCAAUAUCACCAGCAGGCAAUGCAACACUGAAUGUGAAUGUACAGCUAAUCAAGAAGCCAGAGUUCAUCCUGGAUGAACUUGAACCACCAGCUGAACUAAGUGUACGUGAAGGACAAAGUAUGGAAUUGCCUUGUCGUGUACGAGGCACUCCAACACCAGCAGUUACAUGGAGUCUUGACGGAAGACCUAUAAGUGUCAAUUCUAAGGAUUACACCAUUACGCAAGAUAACACUCUGGUCAUUAUCAACGCCGAUAAAGCAAGUGCAGGAACGUAUACAUGUACUGCAAUGAAUCCGGCUGGUGAAACUGAACAGUCAACGUACGUGAGCGUCAUAGCUGUUCCGGUGAUAUCGCCUGGUCAAAGCUCGUUCAAUCUAAUCCAGGGUACACCUGUGACAAUUCCUUGUGACGUUUAUAUGGAUCCAAUGCCAGAAAUUAAAUGGUAUCUCAAUGGUGAACCGUUUGAAGGUGGUUAUGUUGACGAGAAUGGCGCUUUAACGAUAGAAGAUGCGGAAGAAAUCCAUAGAGGUCAACUGAAAUGUGUUGCAUCAAAUGAAGCUGGAGAAGAUGAACGGGUAGUCACCCUAACAGUACAUACAGCACCUAUUAUUGACGGUAGUGGUCAGACAAUCAGCAAAAUUGUUCUUGUCAAUGAAACCGUAUCAUUACCGUGUCCAGCACGUGCUAUACCACCACCGAUUCGAAUAUGGAGUUAUGAGGGGCAAAAUAUGGAUACGAUUCCUAUUCAACAUGAACUGACCGAAGAAGGUGCACUAAUUUUACCAUUCGUUCAACUGGAUAACACUGGACAUUACACAUGCCUUGUAUCAAAUCUUGCUGGAGACGAUUCUAUCACUUACAGUCUUGAGGUCCACGAAAAACCACAAAUUGUCUCUGAAACACCAGGAACAAUUGACGUUGUACGAGGUUUAACAUUGGAAAUUCCUUGUAAAGCUAGAGGAACACCAGAACCUGAGAGGAUAUGGAAAAAAGAUGGUAUCCAGAUUGGUCAAGAAGAUAAGGAUAUUACUAAUAUUGACUCUGCUGGGACCCUUAGGAUCAUGAAUACCCAGACAAGCCAUGGUGGUCAGUAUACUUGUGAAGUGACUAACGCUGUUGGAAGCGAUAGCCGUGUAACUACUGUAGUUGUACAAGAACCACCUGUUAUUCUUCCGGCAACAAUAAGCAAUUAUACUUCCGUGGAAGGUGAUUUGGUAGAGAUCCGAUGCCAUGUCGAGGCAAGCCCACCUGCAGAAAUUCAAUGGACAAGACGUGGUGUUCCGAUUACCGAAUCCACACCUGGUGUAUCGGUGAACGGCGGUACACUAAUUAUACAAGCAGUUAGUAAGGAAGAUGCCGCUUUUUACACCUGUAAAGCAUCGAAUCCAGCUGGAAAAACAGAAAAAGUUAUUCGUCUUAGCGUUAUUGUGCCACCUGAUAUCCCGGAUCAGGACAGUGUCGUUAUCGAAUCCGUGAAAAUUCAUCAACCUUUCAGUCUCUAUUGUCCUGUAUUUAGUACACCUUUGCCAACGAUCACAUGGUACCUUGACGAUACGGUAAUGUCCGAUGGUGAUCCAAAUGUGAUUUUAUCGGAGGAUAAACGAAGACUACAUGUUAUCAAGGCACGUACUACGGACGCUGGUGUAUACAAAUGUGUUGCACGUAAUCUAGCUGGAGAAAGUAGCAAAACAUUCGACGUUGAAGUUAUCGUUCCUCUAAACGUUGACGAAAGCCUGUAUAAACGAAAAGUGACCGUAUUCGAAGGUCAACGUGUUGAAUUAGGAUGUCCUGUAAGUGGACAUCCUGCACCGACUGUAAAUUGGGUAGUUGGAGGACGAAUUUUGAAUCCUGGCGAAAAUAUCAGAGGUGUUGAAGUGUCUGAGAGUGGUAAUUUGCUUGUCAUCGAUAAUUCGACUGUCGAUCAUGCCGGAACGUAUCAUUGUGUUGCUCAGCAUAAAGCUGGAAGUUUGGACGUUGACAUUGAAUUGAUUGUUAGAGCUCCACCGAAGGUCGGUUCGGAUGAGUCAAUUGAGGUAGUUGUCGGGAAAGCUGUGACAUUGUCAUGUGACGUGGCGAACUCAGGUGAUGACAGGACAACCACGUUAUGGCGAUUGAACAACUCGGAAACACUACCACGAAAUGUACAAGUUCCUUUCGAUGGUCAACGUGUAUUCCUUGUCGAUGCACUUCCUGCAAAUGCUGGGAUCUAUACUUGUAUUGUACGAAAUUCUGCCGGUGAAAGUCGAAAGAACAUUCAUGUCACUGUCCUUGAACCACCGGAAUUCAUUGAAAAACAAUUCGACCAGAAUGUCCGAGUAAUUAGUGGAUCACCAUUGAGCUUAGCUUGUCUUGUCAAAGGUUCCCCAGCUCCACUUCUGGAAUGGAGAAAGGAUGGUCAGACAAUCACUGAAAAUGUAUUUAGUGACAAUGGACAAAGAUUGACAAUGGAUUCACAAGGAAUGACAACACAUCGCUUCACAUGUCUUGUUUCUAACAAAGCUGGAUCUAUUGCAAGAGAUUUCUUCGUGCAGAGUGUUGCCCCACCAACAAUCAAAGAUGCCGGUGAUCGUACGAUUGUUGAAGUAACCGAAGGACAAACGGCUAUACUUCAAUGUCCAGUAGUUGGUGGAGACGUGGAUAUUACUUGGAGGAGGCAAGGACGAACUAUUGAGGCAUCUGAGGGGAUUUUCACUGUGGAUAAAACUCGGCUGAUGUUAGUGAAUGCACAAAAAGAUCAUGAGGACACGUUCACUUGCAUAGCAAAAAAUAGUGCCGGUGAAGCGGCACGAGAUUUUGAAGUUGUUGUGUUAGUUGCACCGCAUAUCAAAGGAUCACUGGUAGAAGAUGUGGAAGUAGUAGAAGGAUUCGAGAUGACUCUGGAUUGUGACUAUGAUGCAAGUCCUGAACCAGUCGUACAAUGGACCAAAGAUGGUGAUUCUCUUCCUAGAACGGCACAGCUACUGAACGGAGAUCAUACUUUGGCGAUGAGCGGUGUAACACGUAACAGUGCAGGCGUGUUCCGUUGUGCAUUAUCCAAUAAAGCUGGAUCUGCUGAAAAAACGUUCAACGUUCGAGUAAUCCAGAAACCCGAUUUGGAGGGUAGUGAUGAGAUCACGAUUGUGAAGGUGAACAUAACUCGUCCUGUCACUCUGGAAUGUCCUAUUAAAGAUCCAAUCGGUGUCGAAUUAUCAUGGUCCCGACAUCAGCUACCUGCCGUUAAUGGUGUGGAAAAUGUACAGAUCCUAUCCGGGGGACGUCAUUUAUUCAUCCCAUUCGCACAAGUGAACGAUGAAGGAACGUUCACGUGUACGGCAAAAAACGCAGCUGGAGAAACGUCAAAAACUUAUAAAUUGGAGGUCCAAGUUCCACCAACAAUUUUGAAUGAAGGUGGAGAGUAUACGGUAAUUGAGAACAAUUCGUUGGUACUUCCUUGCGAAGUGGAAGGUAGUCCUCAACCAGUGAUCGUUUGGACAAAGGAUGGACAACCUGUGAAUGGUUUGAAAUCAGUCAGAACACUUUCCGAAGGCCAACAAUUCAAGAUUAGCCACGCUGAAACCAGUCACCGAGGAUCCUAUGCGUGUCACGCUAAGAAUGAUGUGGGAAGUGCUGAAAUUAAUUUCGAUGUGGAUAUUAUAACUCGUCCGGCUGUCCUACGUGGUAUCAAGGAGACUGUAGAGGUAUUCGAAGGUGGAACUGCACAUUUCCGUUGCCCUAUCGUUGAGAAAAACUUUAAAGGACAUGUUGGAUGGUUAUACGAUUUCAAGCCAAUCCCGACAAAUAAUCCAAGAUUUUCAAGAGGACAUGGUGAUAGGCGGCUUAAUGUGCAAAACGUUACGCUAUCGGACGAAGGAGCAUACAGCUGUCGAAUAAAAAAUGAUGCAGGCGAAACACGCGUCGACUAUAAACUCGUUGUUCUUGUACCACCAAGUAUUAUUAUGUUGGAUAAGGAUAAAAACAGAUCCGUUACUGAAGACAGUUCUAUCACCUUAUCCUGUCCAGCAACAGGAAAACCAGAACCGAAAAUCACUUGGCAGAAGGAUGGAGAAGUUCUUCAUCCGGAAAACAUCAGCAAUGUUAUCAGAUCAGCACAAAUGUCUGGAAGUGAAAUAAAAAUUGCCAGGAUUAAGCAACAUGAUUCUGGACGAUUCACCUGUGAAGCUUCGAAUAAAGCCGGAACAUCCGAACAAGAUGUGUUAGUGAAUGUAUUGACACCACCACGAAUCGAAAAAGAUGGAAUUCCGUCGGAUAUUGAGGAGGUCGCUGAGCGUACUGUCACUCUUUCCUGUCCAGUUCACGGAAAACCAACUCCUGCUGUUACAUGGCUCAAGGCUGGUCGUCCAUUGAGCCAACAACAAAACGUUAAAACUUCUGCAAACGGACAGAAGCUUUACUUCCUUAGUUUGAGCAAGGACGAUGCGGGAAGGUACACUUGUGUCGCAAAAAAUCCUGCUGGCGAGGAUAAACGUGAUUUCAAUGUGAAACUGCUAGAAGCACCAUCAUUCGAAGGUCCAAAUCUUGUACGUCGUGUACAGGUGAACGCUGGAAAACCUUCAAUACUUACUUGUCCGGCAACUGGAUCUCCUCUACCGGCGAUUACUUGGCUUCGAGACGGACAAACAUUGCUACCAUCACCACGACAUGUGUUCCUGGAUGGCGGACGUCAACUACAAAUCAGUAACUCACAGUUAGAAGACAAAGCCAGAUAUACCUGCAUUGCAACAAAUGCUGUCGGCUCAGAUGAUUUGGAAACGAGUCUGGAUGUGGUUUCAAUACCGGCAAUUCUUGGUGAUAAACACGAGAAGCUUGAAGUGAUCGAAAAUUUCCGUCAGGAUUUGAUUUGUGAUUUAAAAAAUACGGAUUCACCUGUGGAUAUUGAAUGGCAGAAAGCUGGUCAGACAAUUACACAACAAACUCUACGAGAUGAUAGUUAUUUGCAGAUCCCGUCAUCUGGUCGACGAUUGCACAUUCUAUCCGCCCGGACAACGGAUACCGGAAGGUAUACAUGUAUUGUUCGAAACGCUGCCGGUGAAGCACGAAAGACUUUCGAUCUGAAAGUGCUUGUGCCACCAUCCAUCAAUGAAUUGAGCUCGUCGGAAUCGCUGCAGAAUGUCAUUCCAGGAUCUCGUUUAAGUCUUGACUGCAUCGUUGACGGUGAUCCAUUUCCGGAGAUCAGUUGGACACGUGACGAUGUUCCUAUUGAAGAUGAUGAAUUAUAUAAAAUAAUAAAUCAGAAAGAAACAGUUGUUAUCACGAAUGUUGAUGGGCAGAAUGCUGGCAAGUAUACUUGUCGUGCAAGUAAUAAAGCAGGAAAUGUUACCAGAGAUUUUGUCGUACGACUAACAGGACCACCGGUGAUUGAUCAAGGUGCUGAACAAUUGGAUAUGAUUGUUGGUGAUACGAUGAGUAUCACAUGUCGUAUAGUUUCCGGAACAGGAAAUGUCACCGUUUCAUGGAUAAUUGAUGGGAAACCAGUAUCGAACGGUGUGCUUAGUCCUACGGUCGAGGUUCUGGAUCGUCGUGUUGAAGUGAGUAAUGCACGUUUAAGUGAUGCUGGGAAAUAUAUCUGUGUAGCUCGUAAUGAAGCUGGUGAAGCACGUAAAACAUUUGAUCUAUCCGUAUUAGAAGUACCACGUUUCUUGGAUAUGACAAAUGUGAAUCCGUCAAUUAUUAUCGGACGUCCAUUAAUACUUGACUGCUCCGUAUCAGGCACACCAAAGCCGAUAAUCACAUGGAUGAAGAAUGGCUAUAAACUCAAUGAUACCGGUGUUUACAUCAAUGACAAGCAACAGCUUCACAUCCAGGAAGCAAAGGCGGAGGAUGCUGGCCGUUAUUCUUGCAUCGCUGAGAAUAAACCUGGACGAGCUGAAAAGGAUUUAGUAGUGUCAAUCCUUAAACCUCCACUAAUGGAAACACGUUUUGCACCGAAAGAAGUUCAACAAAGCCAUCAAUUGACGUUACAAUGUCCGAUAGAUGAUCCUACAGUCGAAUUCUUUUGGACUAAAAAUGGUAUUCCAAUUACAACAUCUGAAAAGAUCCAGAUUUCUGUUCGUCGUGAUAAACUGUAUCUUAUGGAUGCUGAACCAUCGGAUAGUGCUCAAUAUGCAUGUAUUGCACGAAAUGAAGCCGGAGAAGAUCAAUCCGUGUUCGAUACGAUUGUUAAUGUGGCACCAAAAAUUCUUGGCCCAUCAUUUCGAUCAGUGGAUGUGAUCCUUAAUCAAACGGUUGAAUUAAUAUGUGAUGUUGAUGGAACACCUGCACCAACAAUCACCUGGUUAAUGGAUGGAAAAGCUUUACUUCAAACUGAAAAUGUUCAGUUCCUGGAAAAUGGACGUAUACUUGUACUUAAUCAUGUACAAAGUGAAGAAGAAGGACGUUACACGUGUAAAGCAGAGAAUAAAGCUGGUAAAGCUGAAGCGGAUACAUAUGUACAAGUUACUGCGCCACCACGUGUAUUCAUGCAAUCCGAGGAAAUGAAAGUUGUAGCGGGAAGAGGGGCAACGAUACGUUGUGAAGUUUUCGGUAAUCCUCCACCAAAAGUUGAUUGGUUAAAAAAUGGACAACUAUUCCAAUCGGAACUUUUACAAAGUUCAACAAAUCUCCGAUAUUUACAUCUAAGAGAAGCAAGUGUUGAGGAUGCUGGAAGAUACACAUGUAUUGCUAUGAAUCGUGCUGGUGAACAGAGAGCAAGCACCCAACUUCACGUAUUAGUGAUUCCCGUCAUUGAAGAUGGUGAAAGAGUGAUCCAAGUGAAGGAAAAUAACACACUAAGCAUUGAUUGUGCUGCUGGAGGUAUUCCUCCACCACAAAUUACAUGGAAGAAGGAUGGUCAACCUCUUGAUGAUGUCCAAGGAAAUCGAUUAAUCGUUCCACACGCGGUCCCAUCGGAUGCAGGACGUUACACGUGCACAGCACGAAAUGAAGCUGGUCACGUAUCCGCUGAUUUUGCCGUGGACGUUUUCAGUAGGCCGAGAUUCAAGGAUAUAAAAGCGGAAGUUCAGGUAAUUGAUGGGGAUCGAGCUCGACUUGAGUGUAAAGUUGAAGGACAUCCAGCACCAACUGUCAGAUGGCUACGUGGAGGUCGUCCAAUCGAAGACAUGUCAAACUUCAUACUGUCACCUCGUGGAGAGACCCUUAUGAUCCUGAAAGCGAGACGUGCGGAUGCUGGAUCGUAUUCAUGCGUGGCAAAAAAUGCGGCUGGCGAAUCAGAAGCCAGUUUCACCGUUUCUGUACUCACUCCACCACAUAUAGAGGAAUCCGUGGAUCAAAAUCCUCAUAUUGUACAAGGUAAAACGCUCACUCUCUACUGUCCAGUGUUGGGAAAUCCUGAUCCUAAGGUGGAAUGGCGUAAGGACAACGUUCCUUUGGUGGAUGAUCCACGGUUUACUGUUAUCGAUGAGAAACACCUACAGAUUCAACAAGCAAAGAAAGAGGACGAAGGUCGCUAUACUUGCCAUGCGUUUAACCAAGCCGGCACGUUGGAUACGGAUUACAAAUCCGAAGUUAUUGCACCUCCUAAAUUUCAUCGCACCGGAGAAUCUGUGUAUGAAGUUGUGGAACACGAUGCUGUCACUCUGGAUUGUGCCGUUGCUACCGAACCAAAACCUGAAGUUAUAUGGUAUAGAGGCGAACAACCACUUUAUCUGGCUGGAAAUAUGGCACUUUCUCCGGAUGCAAUGCAACUUACCAUUCGAUCCGUAUCACUUUCGGAUGGAGGAAAAUACACUUGUAAGGCGAGUAAUGAAGCCGGUUCUUCAGAUAUCGACCUCAUCUUGAAGGUACUUGUUCCUCCAAAAAUCGACAAAUCCAACAUUAUCGGUAAUCCUUUGGCGAUAGUGGAGAGAAAUAUCUACUUGGAAUGUCCUGUAUCAGGAAUUCCACAACCAACUGUUUCAUGGAUAAAAGAUGGUAAUCCAGUGGAUGUGAACGACAGUAGAAUUGUUUUCGCUCAGAAUAAUCAAACAUUCGGAAUAGAAGGUGUACGAGCGUCAGAUCAAGCAAGAUAUACAUGUAUUGCUUCGAAUAAAGGGGGAUCCGUUGAGCAAGAUUUUAAUUUGGAAGUAUUAACACCACCUGCUCUCGAAUCCACUGAGACUCAAUCGCAUACGAAACGUGAGGGUGAUACCUUGACGAUCACAUGUCCGAUAAGAUCCGCUGUUGAUGCCACGUCAGGAGUUUCGGAUGUUAGCUGGAUUAAGGAUGGACGUCCGAUUGAAAGAGAGAAUAACGCUGGUGUUAAGAUCUCAAGUGAUGGACGACGACUACAAAUUCCGGUCACAUCACUUUCGGAUGCUGGAUUGUAUACAUGCGUUGCGAUAAAUCGUGCUGGAGAAUCGUCGUUGGAUUUCAAAGUGGAAAUAUUGUCACCACCAGCUAUUGAUGCAUCCAGAAAUGAUGCUUCACCAAGAGUAACAAUCGGUCGUCCUGUAACCUUAUGGUGUUCCGUUAGUGGACAUCCAUUCCCAACAAUAACAUGGAGAAAAGAUGGUGAAGAAGUGAAACCUAGUGACGCGAUUCGUAUCCUGGAUGAUGGACAAAUGCUUGAACUCUUGGAUACUAAGAAAGAACACGCUGGUACAUGGACAUGUACCGCUGAAAAUGAUGCUGGUGCACGUGAACUUGAGAUACAAUUAGAUGUUUGGAUUCCUCCGGUUGUUCGUGUAUCAUCAGAAGCUCCUAUUAAAGCGAUCGGUGAAACUGUAACAUUGUUUUGUGAGGCAAGCGGAAAUCCACCACCAUCGCUAGGAUGGACGAAAGGCGGUCAACCGAUCAUCAACAGCGUUGAAGGCGUUCGUAUCUCUCUUAAGGGCACUCGCUUGGAUAUUCCACAUAUGGAAAGAUCGGAUGUCGGUGACUAUACGUGCAAUGCACAUAACGAAGCUGGAAGUGCUGAAUCCACUAUCCAUGUCGAUGUUCUUGUACCACCAAUAAUCGCUCGAAAUAAUAUCGAUAUGUCACCACGUCUUCCAACUGGACAAACACUUAUGCUUAUAUGUGAUGCAGGCGGGAAACCACAGCCUGAACUUAAAUGGUACGUCAACAACACCGAAAUCACAUCUUCAACUGAAAAUAUUGAGUUAGGAAAUACUGGAAAAUUCCUUAAGAUCACAAAUAUUACUUUACAAGACAAAGGAUUCUAUACAUGCGUUGCAUAUAAUGUAGCUGGAAACGAUACAGUACUCUAUAAUGUGGAUGUUGUUCAAGCUCCUAUUAUCAUUAACGGAGGUGCACAACAAGUGAUUGAAGGUGAAUUGGCCCGGAUAGAAUGCUUAGCGGAAGGACAUCCACCACCAAUAAUUAGUUGGCUACGAAAUGGAAUACGAGUUGAGACGGGUGUACAAGGAGUACGGUACAUUGCUGAGGGGAAGGUUCUGAAUGUGAUCGAAGCGAGAAGUUCGGAUUCUGGAAUCUACGUCUGUGCUGCCACCAACGAGGCUGGCACCGCACAACAAGCGUACACCUUAGAAGUGUUAGUAUCACCAAAAAUUGUCACGACAUCUCCGGCGAAGAUAUCCGUGCCAGUGGGUUCUCCGUUCACCCUCAAAUGUGGCGUACGCGGUUAUCCUGAACCGAAGAUAUCCUGGACUGUUGACGGUCAACCACUUGUUCAUGGAAAGGAUGGAGUAUCUAUUGCUGAUGAUGGAACACUCAGUGUGGACGCUGCGUCUGGGCGUAGCUCAACUUACAGAUGUACUGUAAAAAAUGAUGCUGGUACUGAUGAAAUGGAAUAUGAAGUACAUACAAUAAGUGCCCCAGUAGUGAGUAAUGAAGGUCAUCGUACAGUAAAUUCCACCGAAGGUGAACCGACAUCGCUUCCUUGUGAUAUUGUUGGCGAUGAACCACAAAUUCAAUGGUUUAAGAACGAUGUACCUCUACUACCCAGCACAAAUGUUGAAUUUAAUGAGGAUAAAACAAUAGUAAAUAUACUUUCAACAAGGCUAAGCGAUGAAGGAGAAUACACAUGUGUGGCAGUGAAUUCAGCUGGAAAAGCAACACAAAAGACGCAAGUUUACGUAGGAGGUAAAUUUUCACCUCUUUUUCCCCUUCUCUAUAAUUAA
Molecule: messenger RNA, 12930 nt
Organism: Necator americanus (New World hookworm)
Lineage: Eukaryota; Metazoa; Nematoda; Chromadorea; Rhabditida; Ancylostomatidae
Exons: 112
Coding region: 1-12930 (4309 amino acids)
Biological process (GO): dendrite self-avoidance; homophilic cell-cell adhesion; neuron migration
Cellular component (GO): axonal growth cone; cell surface; plasma membrane
Molecular function (GO): axon guidance receptor activity; cell-cell adhesion mediator activity; calcium ion binding
Source: RefSeq, a predicted model, not a curated record